Athene cunicularia (burrowing owl) is the source of this 3495-nucleotide messenger RNA. RefSeq names its product von Willebrand factor A domain containing 5A (gene VWA5A). NCBI's taxonomy places the organism in Eukaryota, Metazoa, Chordata, Aves, Strigiformes, Strigidae. The record is from RefSeq and is a predicted model, not a curated record. The transcript has 18 exons. Bases 238 to 2637 code for a protein of 799 amino acids.
GUCUGUCCGCCUGCCCCUCCUCCUCUCUCGCCAUCCCGGGCACCCCUCUGCAGCCGCAGGCCGGCCCCUCCCUGUGCGCCCAGCGCCUCCUGCUCUGUCUCUCCAUCCCUCCCUCCUGUCCCUGGGCCCCCCCGCUCUGCCCCUCCCUCUCUCCCCCCUUCCUCUCCCCUCUCUCCCUCCGGCCAUCGGAGUGCCAGUCCGCCCUGCUGGCCCUGGCCCUCAUCCUGGUCUCCAGAAAUGUGGCAUCAGAGCUUUGGACUUCUAGGAAAAUCCUACACCCAUGACACAACAGGUUCCUUUCUGUUGGGGAAGUGGCUCCACGUACCCCUGUACUCGGUGCCUCUGUGUAGUGCUGUGGUGGAUGUUGCUAUCCAGGAUUAUGUGGCUGACGUGGCCUCCGAACUCAUCUACCAGAACAGGAGUCAGAUCUCCACAGAAGUCGUUUUUGUCUUCCCUCUGGUCUCCCACAUAUCCAUCUACUCCUUCCAGGCCUGCAGUGAGGAUGCCAAGGUCCAGGCCCUGCUGCGGGAUGAGGCCCAGCAGCUGCACGAGGCUACAGGGAGCUGGGAGAAUCUGGAAUACCUUCAGAAACAGUCUGAUUGCCCAGGCAAGGUGUUUGCCUGCUUCCUGGGCACCCUGUCCCCUGGCAGGGAGAUGGUUGUGACCUUGCGCUAUGUCCAAGAGCUGCCACGGAAGCCAGAUGGAGCAGCCCAUUUUGUGCUGGCACCCACAUUGCAUCCCCACACACAUCUCUAUGUCUGCAAUUGUCUCACUGGCAAGCUGCCCUACAGCCUGCUGCUCACCGCUAGCCUGCAGUCCCCCCGUGGAGUGGCCAAUGUCCAGGCCAACUUCUCCCUCACCCCUUUGCUCUACACUGCCCAGGACCGCAGCACGGCACAGGUCUCGCUGGCUGGCAGCCCCCCAGAUGACAAGGAUUUGGAGCUGCUGGUGUAUUUUGGAGAGCCCACAGCAGUCAGUGCUGUGGUGGAGAAGGGAGACCCCGCAGCACCUCCAGGUUCUCUGCUCGGUGACCCCAUGGUGUUGGUGACGCUGGCACCCAGCAUCCCUGAGGCAGUGCCUGGGCAGCGCCAAUCUGGAGAGUUCAUCUUCCUCCCGGACACCACUUUUCUUGAGCAUGCUCAGGACUCCUUGCUCUUCCUUCUCAAAUGCCUGCCCCUGGGCUGCUACUUCAACAUCUACUGCUAUGGAGCAACCUCUGGGGGCAUCUACCCGCAAAGUGUUGAAUAUACUCAGGACAACCUGACCGAGGCCAUGCGGCGCAUCGCCCCCACCGGUCCCAGCCUGGGUGACACCGAUCUGCUGGAAACCCUCCGCUCAGUCUACAAUACCCCUUGCCCCCGCGGGCACACACGCCAGCUCUUCAUCUUCAUGGCCACGCUACCCCUUGACAAGGAAGCCAUCGUUGCUGAGGUCUGCCGUCACCGCAACAGCCACCGGUGUUUCUCCUUCUGCUUUUCUGAGGACAGCGCUGCCCUGGCUACAGCCCUGGCCAGGGAGACAGGGGGUGAAGCGACCUACGUCUCCUCUGACAACACUGUGAUGGCUGCGGUGCUGAAGUUCCUGAAGAAGGCUCUCAAGCCAGCAGCUGCGGGAGUCUCUCUGAGCUGGACCCUGCCCCGUGGCCUGGAGGUUGAGGUGCUGGGCGGCACCCCUCAGUUCAUCUUUCAGGGUCAGCACAGCCUCCUCUAUGCCCAGAUCCAUGGACAGGCACAGGAUGCGACACUGGCCAAGGGGGUCAUGACCUUGCAGUACAGCUUGGACAGCCAGGAUGUCACUCACACGAUCGAAUUCCCACUGUGCCCACAGGGAGAUGGCCGGCUGGCUGGGCACCGUCUGGCUGCGAAAUGCUUGCUGCAGAGGUUGUUGCCAGAGGCUGCAAGUGGGUCAAGCGAUGAGCCCAGGCGUCGUGCAGUUGAGAUCAGCCUCACUUCGGGGAUCAUCUGCCCCUUUACCAGCUAUGAAGGGGUUCGCACAUCACAGAGGGUCAGCUGGUACCAAGGGCCCCUGGCACUCUUGCCACCCCGCCAGUCACUCAUCCCCUGCCGGAUCAUUAAGCUUCGUGGCCUUUAUAACGCCUCUUGCUGCCAUCCUGUGACCAUCUGGGUCCCACCUGACUGGUGGCUUGCCCUCCAUCGACUCACUCAUGGCAUUGCUGCCCUGACCCAGCAGGGAGCUUCCUCAAAAGCAUGUAAACCACCACCACCACCUGUUUCUUCUCUCAGGAAUGUGGAUUACAGGGAUAUUUUUUGGUGCUCUCCAACUUUUGGGUCUUGGUACACCAAAGCCUUUGCUGAGUGCCAGGAGCUGGUGGCACUGCAGAAUGUAGAUGGUUCCUGGGCCCUCAGCUCAGGGCUGGCCUCUGUUCUGGAAAUUGAUGAGGCUGAAAUCAAGGGAAAGAUGCCUGGUGAGGCCACGGAGCCAAGCAUCUGGGCCACAGUGCUGGCUGUGACCUGGCUGCACAGAAACAACGAGUGUUACCAAGACCUCUGUGAGCUGCUGGAGGCCAAGGCUGUGACCUGGCUGUGCAGCCGAGCUGUGUCCCAGCUGGACAAGUGCCUGGAGGCUGCCAACACCCUCCUUGGGAGCAGCGUGAAGCCAAGUGUCUUCAGGCUCUGAGCUCAACCCAUGCCUUGUUCUAGAGACCCGCAGCACCUGCAGGUGCCAGAAAGUACAGCCUAAAUUCACCUACCGUGCUGGGAUACCAGUGUCGUUACCAGCUGGGAUCUUUCAUUACAGAUGAAUUCUCACUGCCUCUGUCUUAUACUGGUGGGCAGAACCUGUAUCAUGCUGAACUCCUCAAGAGAAAGGCUCUAGUUCAGAGCCUCCAGCGUGCUUGGUUUGGGGGGAAGUGGGAGUGGGAAGGAAAUAUCACAUUUCUCAGUGGUCACCCUUACCAAAUUCGGCUUUGGCAAAAUGGGCUCCAGGCCUCCACAAAGAUGGCGCUUGGGGACACGGUUUAGUGGUGGACGUGGUAGUGUUAGGUUAACAGUUGGGCUCAAUGAUCUUAGGGGGCUUUUCCAACCUAAACCAUUCUAGGAUUCUAUGGUUUCUAUCUUGACAAGAGAGCGCUGUGCACACUAGGAAAGAUGAGUCUUUAGAGGUGUCAACAGCAGGCGCAAUAGCUGUGGCUCCCAGUGAAGGACUCCUCUUGCAUCCCACUUACUGACCUCUUCACGUUACCCCAAAAGUCCAGGCUGUGUUGGGAACUCCCAUAUCUGCAUUGCCACGUAAACCAAUGGUUUUGGAAGCAAAAUUCUCAUCUACAUCAGACCCAGCCCAUCAUGUCCAAAAGAACUCGUGGGGCAGGAUUGCUUUGAAAACUAUCAGCACGUUGGAGGUGGAACUGCAGGAGCUUUUCAUUACCAAACCAGGCAUGCGGUGUACUCUCUCCUGUCCCAGGGCCCUGAAUUCAUGGGUUUCACUCCAUGUUGUCAAAGUCUCUGAUUCAUUUACCAAUAAACACUGAAUCUUCUG